AUGCCGCAGAUCUUUAGUGAUGAAUCUGUAGAAUUCCUGGAACGUUUUCAAUACAUAACACGCCGCAAAGAGGGUGCUGUACCAACCGACAGUUUUUCACUUUUGGACAUUUGUCUGCACACAAAUAGUGUUUUCGUUCAGCUUCUUAUCACAAGGUUGCUGCCAGUGACCAGGGAAACAGAAGCGCGUAGUGUGGUGAAUGAAGAAUUAAAUACUUCCGCCAACGCCACUAUCAGUGGUAUGGGAGGAGUGCAAGGCGUUGAGGAUGGCAGGGGAAGAAACCCUACAAACGGCGUUGUUCACGGCACAACCACUUUGGUUGCAGACGAUUUGGAUGUUUUUAACACAAGGCUUUCUGAGGAUGUCUUGGCCCCAGUACUUUUCUCCUUUCUAGACUUUUACGUCGACCGCCGCCUGGAGAGGAGAGCUAUCCGGCAGGGACUGUGUGCUUACUUCGAAUCAACACCAUACCUUAGGGAGGCGGAACCUAGUGAUGCGGGUCUUUCCAUGUACUCUACUGUAGCAUUCCUUUUCCUCAGUUUGACCAGAGCCUUGCUUCAGUGUGAGUUUGCGAAGGACACUUUUGCAGAAACCAUGGGGUACAAAAGGAAUUGCUCCUUACCCACUUUGCCGUGGCUGAAAUCUCGUUCGGAGUAUACCAUUGGAGAGCCCACGUGGUACUGGCACGGGACUCAACGCUUGCAAACGAUACAAAAGAUAGUGGCGCAGGCGGAAAUUAACGAAGACGUGGAUGAAACCGUUCAGGAGUCGGGCGAGACUAGGGGAAGAACAAGCAGCGACGGUUAUGCAAUAAAUAUCGUGUAUGACGACUUCCAAACUAUGGAGACACGUAAACGCAAACGUGAUGCAUCCAACAUCCCCAGUGGUCACUCGAGAGUACACUACAAAAGUGUGGGUAUUUCUACCUUGCAGCGUUCGUUUUCGACCUUACCUUACGAGUUACAAGAGUACGUUUUAAACUAUCUGCGCCCUGCUGACUUACCCGUUGCUAGAACUGUAUGCAAAGCUUGGCAAGCGCUCAUUAGCCACUCCGCAAGAAUGCAAUUUUAUAUACUUGCUGGUCGUGCUGUGGCACGAAUUUUUUUUGCAUACAUGAAAGAGAAGUGGGGAAGGGCUUGGGUACGCGUGGAUAAGCUGACAACCGCACAUAGACUCUUUCAUCAGGAGAGGCAACUGAAGGGAUAUCUAUCCCAUCUUAGCCAUGUGUUGGGUAGGGGGGCGAUUGCUUCGGUAAUGAGAAGCCUUCUUCUGAAAACUGAUAAGUAUCGUAUUGAGUGGGAUAUGUUAAAAGGAAUAUGGAGCGCUAUCGAAAUGGAAGUGAAGCAAUUUCCUUUUGUGGCGCACCCUGCUGUCAGCCUGAUGCAAUGCAUGCAGAGAGAUGCAGGGAAUCUGGUUCCUCUGUUUGCACUGAUAUACGAGGGUAUGGAACGGGAGGUCAUCAUCUUACAACUUGCGCGGAAUUGUGUCCUGUACGACUUUAUUGUUCUUGAAGGGAGUGAACUGAUUUUGGGGAUCAUCAUCACCCAGAUGAUGUACUUCAUCAAGGGGGAAAGAAAAAUAAAGCACAAUCGCAGAGAUGUGUGA
Messenger RNA from Trypanosoma brucei brucei TREU927, 1605 nucleotides. RefSeq lists its product as hypothetical. NCBI's taxonomy places the organism in Eukaryota, Euglenozoa, Kinetoplastea, Trypanosomatida, Trypanosomatidae. The coding region runs from base 1 to 1605 and encodes 534 amino acids. The record is from RefSeq and is a predicted model, not a curated record. Gene Ontology annotation, molecular function: protein binding. The transcript has a single exon.